Messenger RNA from Brassica napus (rape), 3447 nucleotides. RefSeq lists its product as uncharacterized. Bases 1 to 3447 code for a protein of 1148 amino acids. The transcript has 2 exons. Lineage: Eukaryota; Viridiplantae; Streptophyta; Magnoliopsida; Brassicales; Brassicaceae. The record is from RefSeq and is a predicted model, not a curated record. Gene Ontology annotation, molecular function: nucleic acid binding; RNA-DNA hybrid ribonuclease activity.
AUGACGUUUGUUUAUGGAGACCCUGUUUUAGAACGUAGGGAACAAGUAUGGGAACGUCUUACGCGUUUCUCAACCACACGAAAUGGACCUUGGUUCAUGAUAGGUGAUUUUAAUGAGAUAACGGAUCACAGCGAGAAAGAGGGAGGGAGAAAGCGAUCGGAUAGCUCUUUCUUACCUUUCAAACAGAUGUUAAGCCACUGUGGAAUGCUGGAAUUCCCAUUUACGGGGAAUAAGCUUUCAUGGGUGGGGAAAAGAUCAAGAGGAAUAACUGUUACAUGCAGAUUGGAUAGAGCGGUGGAUAAUGAGGAUUGGCAUGAAAAGUUCCCCCACACCGCGACUAAGUACCUUAGGCUGUGGGGAUCGGAUCAUCGUCCGAUCCUUGCGGAUAUUCUCACAAAGCCAGUCAGGAAAAAGAAAAAAUUUAAAUUUGAUAAGCGGUGGAUGGAUAAUGAGGAAUUAAGGAAUGUCAUUUUGGAGGGUUGGAAGUCAGAGGAUUUGCCACCGGAUGCGAAUAUAAUGGAGCAUAUUGCUAGCUGUAGGAAAGCACUGAGUCAAUGGAGGAGACAAAACAAUGUGAAUUCGGCAAAGCAAGUUGAGGAGCUAAAGGAGAAGGUGGAGGGACUGUAUUUGGAUGAUGAUGCCACUACAGAGGAAAUAUCUGAAGCUCUGAAGGAACUAUCUGCUGCUCUUAAGGCAGAAGAGAUGUUUUGGAGACAGAAAAGCAGGGUUCUUUGGUUAAGAGAGGGCGAUAGGAAUUCAAAAUAUUUUCAUGCCCUGGUGAAGCAAAGAAGAGCAAGGAAUAGGAUAACGCAACUCCUGGAUGAGAAUGGAAAUAUAGUGGAGGAUGAGGAGGGGCUAGUAGCCAUUGCUACUAGUUAUUUUAGGCAAAUAUUUGAAUCCUCAGACCCAGAGGAUAUAGCGGAGGCGCUAUCAGAGGUUCCAACAACGAUCACGGGAUCAAUAAAUGCCGACCUCACAGCCCCUGUAACUGAAUGGGAGGUAAAAUUAGCAUUAUUCGCUAUGCAUCCAGAAAAAGCCCCAGGACCAGAUGGAAUGACAGCUCUCUUUUAUCAAAAGUUCUGGGAUAUUGUCAAAGAUGAUUUAACUCGUAUGGUUAAUCAAUUCCUUUUUGACGGAACAAUGGCACAAGGCCUUAAUGAUACGAAUAUUUGUUUAAUCCCUAAGACGACAAAGCCGAAUGAGAUGACAAAAUUUAGACCUAUUAGUCUAUGUAAUGUAAGCUACAAGGUAAUAUCUAAGGUCUUAUGCCAAAGAUUGAAGAAAGUUCUCCCUCAGAGAAUAUCAGAGACCCAGUCAGCCUUCGUUGCUGGUAGACAGAUCACGGAUAAUAUCAUGAUAGCUCAGGAGAUGUUCCAUGCUCUGAGAACCAAGCCGGGAGGAAGGGUUAAACGGAUGGCCAUAAAAACUGAUAUGAGUAAAGCAUAUGAUAGGAUGGAAUGGUCAUUCAUUGAAGCAGUCAUGCGAAAGAUGGGCUUUUCCGAGAUGUGGAUUGAUUGGAUCAUGCGUUGCAUUACUUCGGUCAAGGUUCCAGCGAAUGUUAGGCAGCAGAUCAAGGACACUCUUGGUAUACAAAAUGAAGGUGGGAUGGGCUCAUAUCUAAGAAUCCCAGAGGAUAUUAGUGGCUCAAAGUGCAAAUUAUUUGCCUUCCUAAAGGAAAAGCUUCUACAUAGAGUGAAUGGCUGGACUGGUAGAUGGUUAUCUAAGGGUGGGAAGGAGGUUUUGAUUAAAUCGAUACUGUUAGCUCUCCCGACCUAUGUCAUGUCCAGCUUUCUGCUUCCGUUAGAUAUAUGUGAGAACCUAGCAAGUGCCAUUGCACAGUUCUGGUGGAGCUCGAAUCCUCCGAAAAGAGGAGUGCACUGGGCAAAAUGGGAAAAGAUGUGUGCGCCUAGAGAAGAUGGAGGAAUUGGUUUCCGUAUGAUCCAUGAAUUUAAUCUAGCUCUUCUAGCUAAGCAGCUAUGGCGACUUGUGCAAUUUCCGGAUUCACUAGUAGCGAGAGUUCUCCGAGGAAGAUAUUACCGUCUCAGCUCGCCGUUGCGAAUGGGUAAUGUAGAUACUCCAUCCUAUGUAUGGACAAGUAUAUCUGCCGCGAGAAAGUUAUUGCUUCUGGGAAUUAGGAGUAAGGUGCACUCAGGGUACGAGAUUAAUGUGUGGGAAGAUCCUUGGAUCCCUACGAUGCCAGCUAGGCCGGCGAGAGCCCGAGUUCCAGCAGUGAAUCCUAAGAUGCUUGUAAGCAGCCUUAUUAAUCCGGUUACCAAAGAGUGGGACACCCGACUACUGGAGCAAUAUGUAGCUCCAGAAGACAUCCCGAUGAUUCAGAGUUUGGCCAUUAGUCCUACUCAUCGACGUGAUACAUUUUGCUGGAGCCACACAAAGACUGGACAAUACAUUGUCAAAUCGGGAUACUGGGUUGCGACGAACUUGAUGAGAGAGGACGAGGAGUUAGAAGUUCUACAGCCGAGCAUCAAAAAACUUCAAGCCUUUGCUUGGAAGGUGAAUGCGCCACAAAAGAUCCGCCAUCUUAUAUGGCAACUAAUAUCUGGACAGAUAGCCGUAACAAGAAAUCUGGUACGACGUAACAUGAGAUGUGAUAAUUAUUGCCCAAGAUGUGGAGCGCCAGAAGAGACUGUCACUCAUGUUAUCUUUGAGUGUCCACCGGCCUUACAAGCAUGGGAGUUAUCAUCAACAUCAUCGAGCUCUGAAAUCUUUCCUGUAUCGAGUAUUUAUGCUAAUAUGGACUUCUUCUUUUGGAGGAAGAAUGAUAUUCUGGAGCCAGAAGAGGACAGGGACCCUUAUCCUUGGAUAAUUUGGUAUAUCUGGAAAGCUAGGAAUGAUAAGUUGUUUAGAGGCAUAGAAAGAGAUCCAUUGGAGCUAGUCAGGUAUGCAGAGAGUGAGUGCCAAGCGUGGUACAAUGCACGAGACUCUGUGCCGGUUGUGCCAAAUGUACAGACUAUUGAAGAACCACAAGUCUUAUGCUUGGGGAAUAUUUGCAUGGUGGAUGGUUCAUGGACUUCCACAGCUCAAUUUAGUGGAAUAGGAUGGGUCUGGAAGAAUGCAAUGGGGAAGAUACAACUCCUGGGGUCAAGGAAUUUGCGUAGGAGGGAGACAUCGUUACACUCGGAACUGGAAGCUUUAAAGUGGGCAAUGGAGAGCAUGAUACAACACUCGACUUGUCAAGAGUUUGGGACGGACUGCAAGGAUCUGAUAGCAAUGAUGGAGCAGCCACAAGAUUGGCCCAACUUCUCAACUGAGCUGGAAAACAUUCAAACUCUUCGGUUGUGUUUUUCAGAUUUCAAGAUAACCUAUAUUCCGAGGACGCAGAAUGAGAUUGCGGAUGCGCUAGCUAGAAAUGCACGUUCUUUUCAUAGAUCAUUAUGUUUUAUUGGUUGUUCUAUUCUGGUCUGGCUUCCCAGACCACCUCAAGUUUGA